Klebsormidium nitens is the source of this 1451-nucleotide messenger RNA. NCBI's taxonomy places the organism in Eukaryota, Viridiplantae, Streptophyta, Klebsormidiophyceae, Klebsormidiales, Klebsormidiaceae. The record is from the annotation of a GenBank genome assembly.
CUUGCAAGCUAGAACUCAAGCUCAGGCUUGAGGCUUGAACUGCUUGAAAGUUGAGAUCCUGUCCAGGCAACUUUAGGAAGGCGAAAAACGCGAAGGGGGGGGGGCGCUUUCUUGUUUUGGAGACGACAUGAAUGUCGAUAAGGAAGUGGAAGAGCUGAAGACGGAGAUCAAACGUCUCGGCAAAAAGGAAGCUGACGGAACUUACAAGGUCACAUUCGGCACGCUGUUCAACGACGACCGGUGCGCCAACCUCUUUGAAGCCCUGGUCGGGACACUGAGGGCGGCCAAGAAGAGAAAGGUCGUCAAGUACGACUCGGAGAUGCUCCUGCAGGGCGUUCACGACGACGUCGAGAUCACGCUGCUUCAGGCCUGAAGGAAUCCCCCAGCCUAGUCGCAAAAGGUGGCAGCGCUCAGGCAGCUUACUGGAGCCGCCAAGAAAGCUGCUGAAGCUUAGGAAAGGCGGAUCUCCAUCAAUCAAUCUGUCUGCUUAUUUAAGUCGGCACUCAAGGCUGAAGGUUGAACAAUCUAGGUGGCGAACAGGUUGUAGAAGCAGGUAGCGUGCUUUUACUGCCAUGGCGUCCUCCGUCCCCUUUGGUUCAGGAUUCCACCUGCCGCUCAAUGCCUGUGGACACUCCAGAAAUCUGGGCACGAAUCGCCGGCGGGCUUCUCACUCCCACCGCCCGCAGUCAGCCUCAGGGGCCGCUGGCGCAAGCGCGCCGGAGGGCCUGCUCGGCAAAUUCCCGGUCAAGGCGAGCUUAACCGCGGGCGGGUUAGCGCUGACUGGCGACACAAUCGCGCAGACCCUUGGAAAGUAUCACAAGCAUAAGAAAUCGUUGAAGCCGGGGGAGGACGACGAUGUCUUGAGCUGGUUGCUUGUGCCCCAUGACUUUGUGCGGUCUUUACGGAUGCUGACCUACGGAGCGUUGCUGUACGGGCCGGGGUCGGAUUGGUGGUACAAGCUUUUGGACGCGCGUCUGCCCGAGAAGACUCUGUCCAACUUUGUUGCAAAGAUUGUCUUGAACCAGAUUGUGCUUGGCCCAGCUGUGGUUGCGGUUGUGUUUGCUUGGAACUACCUCUGGGCUGGCCGGAUCAAGGACCUUCCUGCCAAGUACAAGUCCGACUUCUUCUCCACGAUGGUGGACGGAUGGAAGUUCUGGGUUCCGGCAGCCACAGUUAACUUCGGGGUUGUGCCGCUGCAAGCAAGAGUAGGAUUCAUGUCGGUCUGCGCAAUCUUUUGGAACUUCUACCUGUCAUCUCGGAUGAUGAAGUAGACUUCGCUCUUGGCGUUGCUUAUGUCCGAUGUCUGCGAGGCGUUUGCGUUAUUGGCAUUCGCCGGAAAUGGGCAUCACAAUUCUUUGCCUCCUUCCACAAGCCUGUGUUGCAGCUUGAAUAUAUGGACUGGCCCUUGGUCAGGGGCUGUGACAUGUCGAGUCGGGCCAGGUAUCGGGCGG